This is a messenger RNA of Lacerta agilis (Sand lizard), 2190 nucleotides long. RefSeq names its product alkB homolog 8, tRNA methyltransferase (gene ALKBH8). Gene Ontology annotation, molecular function: tRNA binding; S-adenosylmethionine-dependent methyltransferase activity. Gene Ontology annotation, biological process: tRNA wobble uridine modification. Gene Ontology annotation, cellular component: nucleus; cytoplasm. The record is from RefSeq and is a predicted model, not a curated record. The transcript has 12 exons. Bases 98 to 2092 code for a protein of 664 amino acids. Lineage: Eukaryota; Metazoa; Chordata; Lepidosauria; Squamata; Lacertidae.
UGUAGGCGAAGAGCUUCAUGGGAAUUGUAGUUGGGCUGUUUCCUGCAGCAUGGCUGCUCUCCUGUAAGAUGGCAUCUUCUCCGUUGACCUUUUCAGCAUGGAAACAGAUGGCAUCGGUCAACAGAGACUCAGUAAAGCAGAGAAGAAGCUGCGGCAAAAACAGAUGAAGGCCAGGCAUACCCUGCUAAGGCACGAGGGGAUUGAGUGCGUGUCGUACCCCACCAAGAGCCUGGUGGUUGCCAACGGAGGUCUGGGCAAUGGUGUAAGCAGAUGCCAACUGCUCGGCGUGGUGCAGGAGUGUGGGCUGGUGAAAGCUCUUCUAAUGCCUCCCGGUAAACCAUAUUCGUUUGUGAAAUAUGGAAGGACAGAAGACUCCAAAAAAGCCUAUGACUCCCUCAACGGGAAGGAGAUAACAGUGGAGGAUUCUGGUCAAACUGUUGUUCUCUAUUUCAACUUUGUGGAAAAAGUUCCUUGGGAAGACAUGACACCUACAGCCUUGCCUCCUGGCCUGAAGAUAAUUGAGGAGCUGGUUUUGCCUGAAGAAGAAAAGGAACUUUUAGAAAGCAUUGAUUGGGCAGAAGAUGAAGUCACCUCAACUGCUCAGAAGUCUUUGAAACACAGGAGGGUAAAACAUUUUGGAUACGAGUUUCGAUAUGACAACAACAAUGUUGAUAGAGACAGACCGUUACCUGGAGGUCUCCCAGAUAUCUGUAACACGCUUCUUGCGAAAUGGUUGAAGAUGGGGCAUAUUAAGGAGAAACCUGAUCAACUGACUAUAAAUCAAUAUGAACCUGGACAGGGAAUCCCUCCUCACAUAGAUACGCAUUCUGCUUUCGAGGAUGAAAUCAUAGCUCUAAGUUUAGGAGCUGAGAUUGUUAUGGAUUUCAAACAUCCGGAUGGACAUGCCGCAGCAGUUAUGCUGCCUCAGCGUAGCUUGCUGGUAAUGUCUGGAGAAUCUAGAUACCUCUGGACCCAUGGCAUCACACCUAGGAAGUUUGACAUUGUUCAGGCAUCUGAAGGACAGAAAAUUGGAGCCGUCACUGCUGACAUUGGAGAUUUAACCUUGAACAAGAGAGGGGAAAGGACAUCUUUCACUUUCAGAAAAGUGAGGAGAAGCCCUUGCAAUUGCUCUUAUCCUUCUGUGUGUGACAGUCAGCGUAAGGACACAGAGCCCUCCUUCCUGGACAAUGAGAGAGAAGCCUCGAAGCUAGAAGAAAAGUAUGUCCACGAGGUGUAUGAAGGGAUUGCCACGCACUUCAGUAGCACGAGACACAGCCCAUGGCCGCGAGUCGUUGAAUUCCUGAGGACUUUGCCAUGUGGGGCUGUUGUGGCUGAUGUUGGCUGUGGCAACGGAAAGUAUUUAGGAGUCCGCAAAGACUUACAUAUGUUUGGCUGUGACCGUAGCAUGGCUCUUGUGGACAUUUGUGGAGAGAAGGGGUUUCAAGCCUCUGUGUGCGAUGCACUCAGAGUACCAGUACGAAGCAGCUCAUGUGAUGCCUGUAUCUCCAUUGCUGUCAUCCACCAUUUUUCAACAGUGGAGAGAAGGCUGGCCGCUCUCCGCGAACUAGUCCGGUUGCUGACGCCGGGUGGAAGAGCCCUUAUUUAUGUCUGGGCUAUGGAACAGGAAUACAAGAACCAGAAGUCUAAAUACCUGAAAGGAAAAAGAGCUAGCAGUGGUGCGUCGGAAGAGCUCGGCAGUGACACAGUAGAGGAAACGGGUGACAGUGACUGCCAAAGUUCAGUGCACCCCAACCAGGGCGUCGGUCAUAUCAAGAGCAGGUGCUGCAAUGCAAACCAGGCUGUUCAUGCCAAACUGCCCGUUCAUACCAACAGAACAUCCUUUGUUUCCCAAGACUUGCUGGUCCCUUGGCACCUGAAAGAUGGCAUGAAGAAAAAAUCCAGGCAUGUCCAGUCUCAUCAACCUGUGGGAUGCUCUGCAGACUCGCAGGAACUUAGUCCCAUAUUUCACCGUUAUUACCAUGUCUUCUCCAAAGGAGAACUGGAAGCGCUCUGCAAGAUGCUAGAUUGCAUAGAGGUGCAAGAGAGUUACUAUGACCAAGGGAACUGGUGUGUAGUUCUUGAAAAGCGGUAACUUGUCAACAAUACCUUGCAGGCUGCCAGAGUGGAAAGGGAACAUAUUUGACAUAAAUAUUUGCUUGCAAAAGGUGAUUUGGGCAGCCUCUUGGCUUU